AUGUACGUACAAGCAGUGGAUAGAAAUCAGCAACAGGAAAUAUCACACUACACGGGCAGAGGUGAGCCAAUUAGCACAAACGUGACCAACAACAACUUCAUGAUUUCCCUGCUUCCAAACUAUUGCAGGUUCAAUGCGAAUCGCAACAUUUUCCUACCACGAGGAAAAUCGUUCAAUAGCGAAAUGAAGAAGCGAUUCAAAUGUAGCAGCGUCAAUGAGCGCCACCGCACCGUCUGCGCAGCAACUGCUUCAAUCACACCGAACAUCUACCUGCGCGUUUGCACGUGCAUCCAACACUUUAUGCUUAUUCACGAAUGGGGCAGACUAGUGUUCAUAACUGAGAAACGCAUAAAGUUGAGAGAAAAUUAA
Molecule: messenger RNA, 369 nt
Organism: Helobdella robusta
Lineage: Eukaryota; Metazoa; Annelida; Clitellata; Rhynchobdellida; Glossiphoniidae
Exons: 3
Coding region: 1-369 (122 amino acids)
Source: RefSeq, a predicted model, not a curated record